Molecule: messenger RNA, 4527 nt
Organism: Xyrichtys novacula (pearly razorfish)
Lineage: Eukaryota; Metazoa; Chordata; Actinopteri; Labriformes; Labridae
Source: the annotation of a GenBank genome assembly
GAUCAGAAAAGACCACUAGACUGGUAAUGGCACAGAUCACUGAUCAGAGCAGCAGGAAAAAACUCAGCCUUCACCUUAGUCCCUAUUUAAGCAGGACCAAGAUCUCCCUGGUCUUCAGUCUACCUCACUCCCGGACACCUGUCUGACACCUGUCUGGAUUCAUCGUGCGCCGGAUUGACCAUGAUUCAGACCGCUGCUCUCCUCAUGAUUGUCGUGUCUUAUGUUAUUUCAGGUGAGGGUGCUGUUUGGGAAAUCUAUUUUCUUCUGUACUUUGAUUUUUUCAAUGACUUACUGUCUUUAUUUUGUGUUCCAGAGGACUACUGUUACACUGAACCACACUGUGGUGAGUAACUCGUCGAUUACUUUAUUUCAAUAUAGGAUAUAUAGGAAGAUAAGAUAAGAUAUUCCUUUAAUAGUCCCAUGGGGGGAAAUUCCAAAUUUACAACAGCAUAUUACAGAUACAGAAACUAAUUAAAAGAUAAAGAAACUUUGAUUUGAAAAGAGAUGUACAUGAGUCAUAUUUACAUCUGUUCAGAAUUUACAUAAUAAUAUGAUUAAUUGCACAUUGAGGUUUCUGUUGUGGAGUCUUACAGCUGCAGGAGGGAUUUUGAUCAUCAAUGUAUUUUUUUUAACAAAUAUAUAGAGCUUUUUCUUGUUUGUAUCAGAGAAAUAUCUUUCUAGGUACAUCCUCUAGAGCUAUUUUCCCAGUGAACCUCUUUGCUUUUGUCAUUGCAAAUACUUUAGCCCUCAAACAAAAGAAAAGAAAUAGACGAAAAAAAGGGGGAAAAGUCAGAAAAAAUGUAUUUAUGAGGAUUUUUCCCUCUGAGAAGCUCUCCUAUAAAAGGUCCACUUUUGAUGAUAUAUGGUCCUCAUUCCUGUGUGGUCUUUUGAGAGAGAUUUCCCUCUUUUUUUCCCCUUCAAAAUAGCAGCCCAUGAAAUAUGACAGUAAAAUCAGGUCACUAACAUGUUUAAAUUUAAUACAGGUAAAUGGUGCAAUAUCAAGACAACCACAAAAAGAGAGAUUUUUUCGCAUGUUAUUAUCAAAAGCUCCUGAUCUGCCAGUAAUCAGGAGAUUUUUUUAAUCAGAAACUGGAAGUUCCCUGUAAUGUGUCCAGGUCCAGAGGAGCAACAAAACGGACCAAGGCCUCUGAACUUUCAGAUUCAGGGCUAAAACUCAGUGAUGCAGGUGGGGAGCGAAUGCUCACCUGAAAGGUCUGUGUCAAUAGGAGAGCCGCUGGGACUCAAAUUUCUGUGAAACAUGACGCUGGUUUUGAUAUUAGAGUUCUCAAAAUGCUCAGAGCAACACAGUUUGGUUUAUAUGGGAUGAAAAGCUGCAGACUUAUCAGGGUGUUCAUGCUGACUGUGACCCAAUGCUGAAAGUACUUACAAUGGAUGGAGGUGACCUAGAGGAACAUGACAGUGUUGACUUGGUCUCGUCUUGGACUUGAUUUGAAUCCAGUUGAACAUCUGUGGGACGUGCUGGACCAAGACUGACCCAUGGAGCCCCCCUCCUUACAAUAUCUUCACAAUAUUUAGCAGGAGAUCAGGAUUUUAUGGCUGCUUUGUGUACGUCUUCUCUUCGUCUUUCACUUGUGUUUUUUUUUACUGUAAGUGGUUCCUUCACCUCCCUCAGAUCCAUAUGCGUGGGGGGACAUGUUCCCCUCCUGUCAUCCUUUACUUGAAGAGCAUCACUCCCCCAUCAAUCUGGACCACCAUAUGGCCAGAAAUGAGUCUCUGUAUUCUCUACACCUGGAGGGCUUCGAUGUGAUCCAAGCAGGCCACUGGACACUGGAAAAUGAUGGACACUCUGGUGAAUAUUCCUCACAUAUGACAUGUUUAUUUUAUUGUCUAUAUUCAGAGUUUCUCAUGUCACUGCUGUCUCCCAGUCAUUUUGCAUGUCAGCGGUGGCAUGUCAGUGAGUGGUGGAGGUCUUCCAGAUGUUUACCACACCAUCCAGCUGCACUUCCACUGGGGAGGCCCAGCUACGAAUGGCUCAGAGCACACCAUAGAUGAUCGCAGAUACCCGAUGGAGGUACAGUACGGUCAGUAGACAGAUCCACACUGUCACCAAGCAACUGUUUCAGCUAUCUAAUGUGGUGCAGACUUCCCUAAAUGUCUUUUCAAUGUUUCUCUAGAUGCACAUCGUCAACAUGAAGUCCAUCCAUCCAAAUGUGACAACAGCCUUGGGUGACCCAACAGGACUCGCUGUUCUUGGAUUCUUCAUUGAUGUGGGUUUACACUUAAACAUUCUGAACAGCAUGUGUUGUUUCUUAGUGUGAGAAAAUUCAGGUUUUGUGAAUACUAACUCAUCUUGUGAGCUGUAGCCUGAAGCUAACCACUGAAAAUCUAGCAUGCUAUGAAUCACUAAGAUAGAUUGCAUGAACUGAUUCUACAAAUUCCCUUUUUUACCAAUAGUUCAACAUGACAUGAAAACCAUAACGUUUUAAAAUAAUCUGACAUACAUUCAGCUCCACCUGCUCAUUCUUGUUUUGUCCACUCCUGCAGGUUGUUUAUGCAGAAAAUGUCCACUUUGGACACAUAUCACAGAAGCUGUCUUCUGUUGCUUACAAAGGUUAGAAGGAAUAAAAUAUACUAAACUUUUAUUCCUGUCGGUGUUGUUUCUUAACUUUGUUCUUAAAAUGGCUGUGAAUCCUUUCUCAAGGCCAAACGACCAAAGUGAAGCCAUUUCCACUGAUGAGCCUUCUGCCCAAGCACAACAUGAGUCAGUAUUUCCGUUAUUAUGGCAGCCUCACCACCCCGCCAUGUUCUCAAGCAGUCAUAUGGACUCUAUACCAAGUCCCGAUUUACAUCUCAUGGUCACAGGUAGGUCUUUUUUAGUUAUUUUUUCUCCAGAACAUAGAAACAGUGUUCAGAGUGUGGUAAAUAUGUUUUUUUUUAAUGUCUUUAUUCAGCUGGCACAGUUUACCUCACAGAUCUUCUCCACAGAGGAGGAUGCAGAGCAGGUGACACCUCUGCAGAACAACUUCAGACACAUCCACCCCACUUUCAGCCGCACUGUCUCCAUGUCCAAAGAUGCCAAAUGGCUCUCAGGGGCAGCCGGUCAUAUCCACAGGUCAGCAGGGUCACUGCUGCCACUCAUAAUUAUUAUCCUGGGGGUCUUUAUUUCAAGACUUUAGCAGAUUUCAAGUCCAGAUCAUUGAGCACUGCAACACCAAACAAAGAUGAAGUAGCUGUAUUUAAAAGUUAAAUAGUUUUAACAGAAGCUCCAACAAAAUAGUUAUAGAUACACAAACUGUGAAGAUGAAGUACUGUAAUAUUAAAACUAAGUGUUUCAUUAUGUGUCCAGCUGUAUCUACAGGAAUUAUUCUAUUGGUGCAUAAAAAAUGUGAGGAAAAAAAAGGUACUAACGAACAAUAACAUGACUGUGGCAUUUCAUUGCUGCUAUGUAUGCAAAAAUUACUGUAGGCUUUUUUCAUAGUUUGCUUUUUCUUAUUAACAUAUAAUCCUAACAUGUAUGGUUUUGGUCUAGCUUUUCAACCACAAUAUUUAAUAGCUCCUCAAAUAUUCAAUUUAAAAUAAAGUUAAUUAGUUUUAAAAGAAGUUAGUCUGAGGAAAAAGGCCCUAAAAAAAUCUGUGAGGCUCUAGCUUAAUCUUAACGUCCGCUUGCUAACAAGCUAACAAGCUAACACUGUAGCUAGCUAUGAUGCUCCUACAAGCUAACACUGUUACUAUCCUGCUCUGUGGAUCUUGUUUUAACGUAUUGACAGACUUAUUCAAGAAUUUUGUUAAAUAACAUUUUUACCCUCCAAAAAAUGUAACUGAAAUAAAGUGGAUACAUUUAGAGAUUGUAUUUACAGACGUGUUUUUCCAUAAAACUAAAAGUAUUAUUGAGAUAUAAUCAUGGUGCUAAACAAAAUGUUAUAUUUAUGCGUUAAACUAAUAAUGAAGCAGCUAGUAUUUUCAUCAAUAACACAGUGUUAGUUUGAGAAAAUUCUGGUUUUGUGAAUUCUAACUCAUCUUAUACAGUUUUGUGAGCUGGAACUUUAAACCAGAUAAACUAGCAUACUAAGAACUGCUGAGGAAAAAGCACUAUAUCACUUAUUCUACAAAUGGCCUUUUUACAAGUAAUUAUAAAAAAAAACAUUCAUACAAUGUUUUAAAAGAGACUGAAUAUACAGUAUAACUAUCAGUCUUGUGACUAAUUAUUGGACCAAUACCAGGAUACCAACCAGGAGUUGAAGUCAUCUGAAACCCUGUGAUUUUCCAGCCAUGACAUGUUAAAAGGGCACAUUAGUGAACACGUAUGGUUUAAAAUAUGAAGGUUAAGGAGCUUUGUAUUGAGCCAUCACUACUGUACUUCUGUGUAUAAAUGUCUGAUUUGCAUUUUUGACACAAGCAUCCACAUCAUAAGCAAUGUGCAGAGAUAGAUGAAUAGUAUGUAAACAGGCUAUCCUACUACCACCAAAAGGGGUAAAACAUGGGGAUGUUAUAUUGUAAAUUCAUUAUCCAACUUAGCUAAUAAUAAUCCAUGUAUUCUAACAAUAAACAUACUACAAUCUUUUAUAA